ACACCACUCCUCCUGCCAGACUCCCAGGCCAAGCAGCGUCGCCAUACGGAACAUCCUGCCCUCAGCGGAGAGGGGGAGGAGAGAGAGAGAGAGAGAGAGAGAGAGCCCGAGUGUGUGUACAGAGCGAGGUUGUCUGUUUUGAGAGAGAGGGACGAGGUCUGGCGUUUCCCAAUAGUAAAUCUAUAUAUAAAAAAAAACAACUCCCAGAUACGGACAGAGAAGAAGAAGAAGAAGAGGCCUCGUUAAUCUAAUUGUUUUACUAACUGGUGACCUGGACCAGCAGCGCGUCAAGCCUUGGAUUUAAAAAGCCCGACUAGACCGGAUGGUAGCGCGGUCGGGCGGCGCGCUGUGAAGUUGGACAGACUACCGAGACACCGAUAGCAAGCGGCAGCAGCAGAUUCUGUCCCCACCACCCCCACCACCCCGAACCCCCGUGAAGGCAGCGGCGGCACCGGGAGGCUGCUCACGCGCACCCCGACCAUGAAGCUGCCCUGGCUCCUCGCGCUUACGGCGCUGCUUGCUCGCGCCGCCACGGGACAGACUUGGUCACCAUCGAUCGACGAUGAAGGCUCGACGAGAGACGAGUUCUACGACGACGAGGACCUCUACUCAGGCUCUGGCUCUGGCUUUCCUGAUAUCAGUAUAAGGCCGACAUCAGCAGGUGUGGUCUUCACCACAGAAGAGCCCCUCCUACUGUCCACCACACAGGCCACAAGCCCUGCCCCCUCCGCCUCACCUGCGGCCGAGCCAAGCCCCAACCCAGAGGAGCCCACCGCCACCCCACUGCCAACUGAGGCAGAAGGAGAAAGCGGCGUAUUCUGGGAAAGAGAUCGAGAGCUGGAGAGGGAGAGAGAGGAGGAGAGGCAGAGGGAGAGGGAGAGAGAGAGGGAGCUGGAGAAUGAAAGGGAACGUGAGAGAGAGCGAGAGAAAGAGAGAGAGAGGCAGAGAGAGCGAGAGCUGGAGAGAGAGAGAGAGCUUGAGCGAAUCAGGGCCGCUGCCCAGACCACUGCCGCCCCACGAUCCCCUGCUGCUGUCCCUGUGGUGACUACCAACCCGGCCCUCAUCCCUUCAGAAAGCGCAGUGCCGUCUUCGGAUGACCUGAGCACCACAGAAGAAGAAGACGACGUCUACCUAUCACCUGAACCCACAUCGUUCUACCCUGGAUUCGACUUAGAAACCACCACAGAGGAAGACACGCUCACCACAGCAGAGAGAACACCUGAGCCCACGACAGCGGCACCCACCACCACUGUCAAGACCAGGAUCCCCUUCAGGCCAAGGGUUCCCAUAACAACAGUCACUCAGGCGACUCCAUCAGAGAGAACGACCCGCCCACAACAGCCAACAACUUCACAGGAGGGUAUCAACGAAGUGGGUGCUGCAGGACCCAGUGGAGACUUUGAGAUCCGUGAUGAUCGGCGUAAUGAUCUGGGUCGAGGUAUAAUGCCAGUGGAUCCUGAUCUGAUUGGCAACACGGUGGACGCAGGCAGCUCUGCCGCCCAGCUGCCACAGAAAAAUAUCCUGGAAAGAAAAGAGGUCUUGAUAGCGGUGAUAGUCGGAGGAGUCGUGGGCGCCUUGUUUGCUGCCUUCCUGGUGAUGUUGCUGGUGUACAGGAUGAAGAAGAAGGACGAGGGCAGCUACACGCUGGAGGAACCCAAACAGGCUACCGUCACCUACCAGAAACCAGACAAGCAGGAGGAGUUUUACGCAUAACACUCAUAUUCCAGAGAGACGCAUCGCACACCGAGGGAGAGAUACAGAGUGAGAGAGAGAAGAGAGAAAGAUACUCUAAGCCCCCCCUCUUUGUCCCCCAGUCCUACUUUUUCCUCCUCUUCUUCAUUGCUUCCCCUUAUCUCCUUGUCCCUCUCUCCUCUCGUCUCCAGAACACUCUUGAGCGCCUUUCUCUCGGCGGACUCGGAACUUUCUUUUCAAUGAAAUCGAAAAAGAGGACCAAAAAAAAAAAGGAAAAAAAAAAUCCAAAUAUAUUCUGAAAAAAAUAACUCAUACACACAAGAUGUUUUUAAAGUAAAUGUUGUUAUUAAUAUUCUACAGAUUCUCUUGUUCUGUAUGUAAUGAUAUGAUUAUUUUGUAAGAAAAGAAGGACAAACAAAACGAAACACAAGCUCUUAAUGUGUUUUCCAGCACACAAAAGAAGUUCCUCUGUUUUUAUGGAGCUAUUGAAAAGGCAAAGGAGAGGAGAGGAGAGGGGCAGAGCGAGCUGAGCAAGACACAAAAGAAAAAUGAAAGAGAGGAGCGGGCUAGACUCUGCCCCUCAUCCCCCCCCUCAAAAGACACACAGAGCAUCUGGUUGGCUGCACAGAGCAAAAAAGGGUCAAAAGGUGAGAGGAAAGGUCUCUUUUGUGCCUUCCAUUGCUCUGGUGCUUAGAUGCAUAAACAUAAACAUAAACAAAUGCUGACACACAGACACACACACAUACACACACACACACACACACACACACACACACACACACACACACACACUGGCUUGUGUCUGCUUGAAGGUCGCUCUGACCUCUCUCUCUGUACUUGGCCAACCAGAUAAUGCUGAUCAACCUCAGCGUGUUUCACAAUGUCGAGGCGCCGCUGUGGAAACAUCGGCUGGUCGCAAAAAAAGGUUUGCACGAGCUCAGCCGUCGGCCCGUCUGCUCCUUUAAGCUGUACAAAGACUAGUUACGGAAAGUAAUAAUAACCAAUAAUAUAUCAUUGUUCUGGGCUGGACGGUGAUAAUGAUGAUAACAAUAAUAAUAUAAUAAUAAUGCCAUUAUAAUAAUGAUGAUAAUAAAACUUAAACAGGAGGAUAUGUAUUUAGCAGUUUAAAAAGUUUAUAUGUAAAUAUCUGCAUAUCCAUAUCUGGCAUCACUAACCAUCUGCAUGAUCAUGAAGAGUUUUUAGUCAUUACAUCCUUCAUCACUUUAGAUGAGCUGUGCUCUCGUUUGCCACAUGCACACACACACACACACAUCGACACACCCUCACAAGUGCAGACAUAUAACUUGCUGUGCAUUAAGAACACACAGACUGAAAUAUUCUGUAAAUCAUAUCAUUCGAACACAUAUCAAACCCAUCAACACCCUCAUUAUGGUUCAUUGUGAUUGUCAUCACUUGAGAUACGAGUGAGAUCAGUUGGUUUCAAUAUGUUAUUGAUUAGGUAUGGAUCAGUUGCAGGUUGGUUUAGUGUUUGGUCUGUUUGUGGAAAAGCACAACUUCGUGUCCAGUCAACAUGUCAUUAGAUACCUCCCCACUCACACACCUUUUGCAUGCCUCACUUUCUUUUUUGUCCACCAUUGGCUCUCUGUUCAGGGAUGGGAGGGGUCUCUGCGAUUGGGGCUUAAAUAAAAAACCAAGAAAGUGUGAAUAUGUGUGGAAGUUGCUCCCACCGGCGCUGAUUCGGCAAUAAUCACUUUUAUCAUUUAAAAAAAACGCUGAAUUAGUGUGAAUGGGUUCGACUUUACCCUGAUACUUUUUGGGGAAAAUGAAUGAGGGAGGGAAAUGGGUUUGGAUGGCUUUGGACAAGGAAUUUACCAUAUUCACACUACAGCCAUUUUCAACUGAUGUCAUGCUCAAAUGCAGUGAUGUGUUUUGAUCUGCUGUUUAUCAGGUGGGAAGACCUUUCAAUCUAAAAAGUACUGAAUCAGGUAAGACACUCCUUGUUGCUGUGUUUGCAAUAUUUCAAGUUCAAAAAAAAAUAUCGGAAAAUUACUUGUAAGGUACCCCAAUAUUUUUUUACAUUAUGACAACAUUGGGGCUUCCCACCCUGAGUGUAACAUCAGAGGAUGAUGGCCGCCAUGUGAAUAUGGUGAAUAUGUGGAGGCAGGAGGGCUGUGCUUCUAUCUAAGAGAUUGUAACAAUAACCACACCAGUGCGACUGGGCUAGUAGCGUCUAUUAUACUCAGUACUGUAGAACAAAAAUGCAUGGGAGUCAAUAUAAUACUAGUCUGGGUGUGUGCAGAUGCGUUUGUGUGUUUUUUUGUGUGUUUGAAAGCAAAAGUGGGGUGAGUUAAAGUAGGAAUGUACUGUGGUCGAGUGUGUGUUUACCUUCUCCAGCAGAUCUCACGCUCUUCCAUAGACAGGUAACACACCUCUUCCACUCCUGUGUGUACGUCACCUGCCCCCUCACCAGUGUGAGAAUAUCUGUGUGUCUGCAACUCAUCUAAACCCGCCACCUGUUUAUGCGUGUAUGUGUGUGUAUGUGUGAGUGCUUCACCUUGGUAUUUCACAGCAGACUCUGUGUACGCUGACUAGCCUGUCGGUGUGUGUGUGUGUGUGUGUGUGUGUGUGUGUGUGUGUCUGCGUGUGUUUCGUCCAUUCACUGCUGAAUGAGGGGCAGCUGGUCCCUCACAGUGGCUUUCACACACACUGACUGUCUUUUCACUGUCUGUCCGUCUCUCUCUCUCUCUCUCUGCCCCAGGAUAGACGGACAGACAACAUGCCACUUUCUCACAGGCAGGAAUGAUCUUAACACGUACUGUCUUUUCUAAAGUGUAAACAUGUGUGUUUGUACCCAUUUAAGCCUGCGUAGCCAAAUAAGACGUGUGUGUGUGAUUAUGUAUGAGAGAGAGAAAGAGUGGAUUUGUACGUGUGUGAGUGUAGGUAUGCACAUGUGUGUGUGUCUGUGUGUGUGUGUCUGUGUGUGUGUGUGUUACGUGUAGCCCGAUGGAGGCGACACUACUCUAUGUUUGCUGUUUCCAUUCCUGUUUUUAUACAUUUGCAUUUUUUUAAGGCUGAGUUUCUGUCAUUGGCUGAGUGAGCGAGAGGAGGCGGAUCCUCUACGCCACCGCCCUAUCACUAAUCUGCCACUCUGUUCCAAAUAAAAAACCUGAUUGGGUAA
This is a messenger RNA of Labrus bergylta (ballan wrasse), 4831 nucleotides long. The record is from RefSeq and is a predicted model, not a curated record. NCBI's taxonomy places the organism in Eukaryota, Metazoa, Chordata, Actinopteri, Labriformes, Labridae.